This is a messenger RNA of Penicillium griseofulvum, 627 nucleotides long. Its product is annotated as small nuclear ribonucleoprotein-associated protein. Gene Ontology annotation, biological process: mRNA splicing, via spliceosome. The coding region runs from base 1 to 627 and encodes 208 amino acids. Gene Ontology annotation, cellular component: U4/U6 x U5 tri-snRNP complex; U2 snRNP; U2-type prespliceosome. The transcript has 6 exons. NCBI's taxonomy places the organism in Eukaryota, Fungi, Ascomycota, Eurotiomycetes, Eurotiales, Aspergillaceae. The record is from RefSeq and is a predicted model, not a curated record.
AUGGCUUCCCACAAGAUGCAAAACCUUAUCAACUACCGGAUGCGCGUGACACUGAACGAUGGACGUCAAAUGACUGGUUCCAUGCUUGCAUUCGAUAAGGCAUUUCUUGCAGAUACAGAAGAAUUCCGUCGUAUCAAGCGCAAAUCCAAGCCCAGCGCCGGCCCCGCAAACGCCCCGAUGGUCGAAGCGGAAGAGAAACGAAGCCUCGGCCUGACUAUCGUGCGCGGUACUCAAGUCGUGUCUUGCUCUGUUGAAGGUCCCCCUGCUGCUGACCCGUCUGCCCGACUUGGCACCGCCGGACCCGGUGCAGCUGCCACUCUUGCCGCGGGCCCUGGUAUCAGCAAGCCCGCUGGCCGCGGCCUGCCUAUUGGACUCGGAGGUCCUGCAGCCGGUGUUGGUGGACCCCCACCCCCAGGCGGAUUCGGAUUCCCCCCUGGCGGUUUCCCCGGCGCCCCUCUUCCAGGCUUCGCUGGGCGUGGAGGACCCCCUGGUGGACCCCCUGGUUUCGCACCUCCUCCUGGAUUUGCUCCUCAGGGUGGCCCCCCUGCCGGUUUCCAACCUCCUCCUGGCUUCCAGCCCCCCGGUCAAGGACGUGGAUACCCUCCUCCUGGAUUUGGUGGCAGGUAA